AUGGGAAGCUACACCUACAUACACCUAUAUAACAAGAAACUGAAAAUCUUGAAUGAAUUACAUUUUUUUCCAACUCUUCCCAAAAACCUCUAUACACUCAUAUCCUUAAGCUUACGUAGCUUGCAGAAAACAGGAAGACUAGUUAAUUAUUUACCUGGAGAUUUAAAAUGGAAGGAUGCCGACGAGCCGCGCAAUUGCAAAUUUGCGAAACGUAGUAAAGAAGAUGAAAAUAACACAGCCACCAUCGACGUUAGUGGUGCCAAUCUUGAUACUACACUACCAGAAAUCGCGUUAAAGGUACUCGACAAGAAGAUCCUCUUGAAUGUCUAUUGUGAGAAACGAAAAGGGAUUUUGACGACUAUCAUUGAAGAGCUAGAGAAGUAUGAUUUCAGUGUUGUUACUUUUAGCAUGAUUCCUAUCGAGAAUACGACCAUGGAUAUUACCAUCGUUGCACAGAUGGAAAAUGGUUUCAACCAGAAUUUGAAAGAUCUUACUAAAACUCUUCGCUUGGCUCUUGUUGUAGCUAGCCCUGAACACUAAGGACCAUAAAUAACACGGAAAAUGUAUGGUAUAGGCAACAAUGAAAGGUUGACGAACGAUCUAAGAUGUCUUUUACAUCCAAAUAAUGUAACAUAGUGGUUGAGACUUGAAAGUGUUACUAUUUAUAUAUAAUAUGUAACACUUUAGUGGAUUAUAUAUAUGUAUAUAUAUAUGUAUAUAUACAUAUAUAUAUAUAUGCGCUACAUAAACUCGAUCUUUUAUAACACUUUUGAAAGUGUAUGAUGGAAACCUUUGACACGUUAUCUUUAAUCGUCUUAACUCUUAAGUAUGUAAUCUUUGAGUAAUUAAUGUAGCACUUGUUAUAUUGUUA
Molecule: messenger RNA, 871 nt
Organism: Chenopodium quinoa (quinoa)
Lineage: Eukaryota; Viridiplantae; Streptophyta; Magnoliopsida; Caryophyllales; Amaranthaceae
Product: transcription factor bHLH19-like
Exons: 6
Coding region: 1-540 (179 amino acids)
Source: RefSeq, a predicted model, not a curated record